Molecule: messenger RNA, 1704 nt
Organism: Sciurus carolinensis (gray squirrel)
Lineage: Eukaryota; Metazoa; Chordata; Mammalia; Rodentia; Sciuridae
Gene: Cd53
Product: CD53 molecule
Exons: 9
Coding region: 238-897 (219 amino acids)
Cellular component (GO): membrane
Source: RefSeq, a predicted model, not a curated record
ACCAGCCUUGUUGUGGCCACCUCCGAGAGAAUCACCACAUUCUGUAUAAAGGACUGAGGCAGGGAGCCUGCAAAGUGCUUAAUUCAAUAUUAAGAAUUGCUUGCUGGAUUGGAACAAAAGUGAAUAUUGAAGAUGAGCCAAUUGGUACCCCAGUUCAGAAACUAAGAGAGCAGAGAGUAUGAGGAAACUUUCCAGAGAACAGCCAUAGCUCAAACCCAAGGUCAAGAUUAUCCCAGCAUGGGCAUGAGUACUUUGAAAUUGCUGAAAUAUGUCUUGUUUUUCUUCAACUUGCUCUUUUGGUUCUGUGGCUGCUGCAUUUUGGGCUUUGGGAUCUACCUCCUGAUCCACAACAACCUUGGAGUGCUCUUCCAUAAACUCCCCUUCCUCACGCUGGGCAAUGUGCUUAUCAUCGUGGGUACCAUUAUCAUGGUGGUUGCCUUCUUGGGCUGCAUGGGCUCUAUCAAAGAGAAUAAGUGCCUGCUUAUGUCGUUCUUUGUUCUGCUGCUGAUUAUUCUCCUUGCUGAGGUGACCUUGGCCAUCCUGCUCUUCGUGUACGAACAAAAGCUGAGUAAGUAUGUGGCUGAGGGCCUGACCGAAAGCAUCCAUCGUUACCAUUCAGACAACAGCACCAAGAUGGCGUGGGACUUCAUCCAGUCAUAUCUGCAUUGUUGUGGUGUAAAUAGCACAAAUGAUUGGACCCAUGGCAUACCAGAAUCUUGCCCCCAAGAUGAACACGUUAAGGGUUGCUAUGUAAAAGCACAACAGUGGUUCCACUCCAAUUUCUUGUAUAUCGGAAUCAUUACCAUCUGUGUAUGUGUGAUUCAGGUACUAGGGAUGUCGUUUGCAUUAACCCUGAACUGCCAGAUUGAUAAAACCACCCAGGCCCUAGGGCUGUGACCUGCAACUGCCCUAGGCUGGAGAGACUUGUUUCAUCUCUGAAGAUACAAAACCACUUACAGCAUGAAGCCCCAAAUGAUCACCUUCUGGACUGGCAUCUUUGUCCUCCUUUCAUCUCUUCCCUGUUUGGGUCCCUGUCUUAUACAAUCAGAGAAGAGGGUGUAGAGCAGGAGCUUCACAUCUCAGACAGCCAGAUAACCACCCACCUGCUGAUGGCAACAGCCAUGUCCCUCAAGGUGGUGAUAGAUACCAGGGUGAUUUUUAGACAUGAGGGGCCAAGAAGACCUGCGGCCCUAGUGGCUCAAGAUCAAAGGACUGUUUCAGGAUUUGAAUGUUUGCAUCUUCCCAUUUUCAAAUCACUCUCCUGCCUCUAAAUUAUGCCAAGUCUGCUCUACAAAGUCACACAAGAGACAGACUGAAGGGAGUUCUGGAGCCAGACUCACUAGAUCAUUGUCACAAUUCUCUGUUUUCUUUUGAUCAGGGGCCUUGGUUAUAAGAAUGACAAAGUACUCUCUUCAAAGGCAAACUUUCAUUUAAUUUUCUUAUUAAAAAGUGCCUUGUUGAUUUAUUCUAAGCCUUUCCAGAAAAAAAAUAUUCAUUGACUCAUAUUUUUACUUCAGCUAGUUCCUUAACCUUUGAGUUACGUAGCCAUGGAGAAUCUCAGCAGUACUAGUAUCUUUGGUAGGUUAGUUGAUAAUCACAUUCAGAAGGGUUCCAGUGCUAUUUUUCUAUCAGAUGAGUUUUGUUAUUUGUAUUUUAUUUGUAUUAUUUUAACUCUUCAAUAAAUAAAAUAGCUUAUGGUUUCAA